AUGGCAGUGACACUUGUGAAACACCACAACACCCCUCCAUUCGCUGAUCACAAAGAUCUGCACAAUGUCAUAGAUGCAACACAGCUUGGUGAUGUCCCUUGGCAGUGUUUCUCUGCACAAUACACAGGAGAACGACCCGAGGUUGUCCCACCUUGGAUGGACGAAGAAUUUGAGGUCUGGUAUAGGGACCCUUGUGCAAUGGCGCACAAUAUACUUGCUAACCCUACCUACAAGGACGAAAUUGACUAUGUGCCAUUUUGUGAAUAUGAUGCAUCAGACGAGACGCGCCAAUGGAAAGACUUCAUGUCCGGAGACUGGGCAUGGCAACAGGCAGUACGUCCUCCAUCUCUUUCUGAUCCAGAAACACACAGAUCUGCUUUGAUCCCAAUCAUUCUCAGUAGUGACAAGACUACUUAUUACCCCCUCUAUGCCUCGAUCAGUAAUGUAUGCAACAACAUACGACGCACGCAUCAUGAUGCUCUUGUCAUCAUCGGUUUCCUCGCCAUACCCAAAACUGACAAGACGCAUUCGAAAGAUGACUUAUUUCGGAUAUUUUGCCGCCAGCUGUUCCACAGCUCAUUGUCUGCGAUUCUCUCCAGUCUAAAACCUGUUAUGACUGAGUAUGAGGUCAUGCACUGUGGAGAUGGACACUUUCAGCGCAUCAUAUAUAGUCUAGGACCAUACAUCGCAGAUUACAAAGAACAACUAGUGCUAUCCUGUAUUGUCAAACAUUGGUGCCUGAAAUGCAUUGCAGUUCACACAAACCUUGAUGGUGAUGCCACCUACCGCACCUGCAAGUUUACUGAUUUCUUAAUCAAUGAGCUACAUGCAGAUGUAUUGUGGGAUGAAUUUGGUCUCAUUGGUGAUCUCCCAUUCACUAAUGACUUCCCCCGAGCUGACAUUCAUGAGUUGCUGUCAUUUGACCUCCUCCACCAGCUAAUUAAAGGGGCUUUCAAAGACCAUCUCAUUGAUUGGGUAGCAAAGUACCUCAAGGCCAUGCACAGGACCAAAUGGUCAGAGGAGAUCAUGAGCAACAUAGAUCGCAGAGUUGCUGCUGUACCAUCAUUCUCUGGCUGCAAUUUUAAACAGUGGACUGGCAAUGAUUCCAAAGCACUCAUGAAAGUGUUUCUUCUGGCUAUCGAAGGUCAUGUACCUCAAGACAUGGUGCGCAUGUUUCGCGCAUUGUUAGAAUUCUGUUAUCUUGUCCAGCGCAAUCACUCAAUGGUUCAUUAUGUUGACAUGAUCAGACUCUUCGGUGCCCCUAACAGACUGUGCUCAUCGAUCACAGAAUCAAAGCACAUCAAGGCCGUAAAGGAGCCUUGGUGGUGGUCGAACAGGCACAAUGCUCUUGGGAUGCUCACUGGCACAAUUUUAUCAAAACGAAAAUGGGCACAGACAGUAGCAGCAUUGGCACAUAAAGUUGCUCUCAACCUGGAUGAUGCCCACAACCCCAAAGAUAUCCCAGCUGCUAGCUUGCCUCGACAUGAAGGCAAGCUUCAGGUCUUCAAUUCUGCUGCUGCAACGUGUUAUGCUCCCAGUGAUCUGAGUGGCAUUGAUGCUGAAGGGAUGCAAGGACUCGAAGUUGCGAGAGUCAUAUGCUUCUUUUCAUUCAAGCACAACUGGGAAUGGUUUGAGAAGAUUGGUGACUGCCCUGAUGAAGAUACUGGCAUGUGGAUGGUCGCUCCAAGUUUUCAUGAGGACAGCUUGAGGAACCUUGCUGUCAUUCACAUCGAGACGGUCUUCCGUGCAGCACACUUGAUAGCUAUCUACGGUUCAGAGUACAUUCCUCACUCCCUCAAGUUUUAUCAUUCUCUUGACACUUUUGGCUCAUUUUAUGUCAACAAAUAUGCUGACCACCACACAUUUGAGAUAGCGUCCUGA
Suillus subaureus is the source of this 1881-nucleotide messenger RNA. RefSeq lists its product as uncharacterized. The record is from RefSeq and is a predicted model, not a curated record. The transcript is spliced from 14 exons. Lineage: Eukaryota; Fungi; Basidiomycota; Agaricomycetes; Boletales; Suillaceae. Bases 1 to 1881 code for a protein of 626 amino acids.